AUGCCUACAGGGCAUCAAGUACAAGGUGUCAAGUCUACAGGGCAUCAAGUCAUCAAGUACAAGGUGUCAUGCCUACAAGUCAUCAAGUACAAGGUGUCAUGUCUACAAGUCAUCAAAUACAAGGUGUCAUGUCUACAGGUCAUCAAGUACAAGGGGUCAAGUCUACAGGUCAUCAAGCACAUGGUGUCAUGUCUACAGGUCAUCAAGUACAAGGUGUCACGUCUACAGGUCAUCAAGCACAUGGUGUCAUGUCUACAGGUCAUCAAGUACAAGGUGUCAAGUCUACAGGUCAUCAAGUACAAGGUGUCAAGUCUACAGGGCAUCAAGUACAAGGUGUCAAGUCUACAGGUCGUCAAGUACAAGGUGUCAAGUCUACAGGACAUCAAGUACAAGGUGUCAUGUCUACAGGUCAUCGAGUACAAGGUGUCAAGUCUACAGGUCAUCAAGUACAAGGUGUCAUGUCUACAGGUCAUCGAGUACAAGGUGUCAAGUCUACAGGGCAUCAAGUACAAGGUGUCAAGUCUACAGGUCACCAAGUACAAGGUGUCAUGUCUACAGGUCAUCAAGUACAAGGUGUCAUGUCUGCAAGUCAUCAAGUACAAGGUGUCAUGUCUACUGAUCAUCAAGUACAAGGUGUCAUGCCUACAGGGCAUCAAGUACAAAGUGUCAUGUCAACAGGUCAUCAAGUACAAGGUGUCAUGCCUACAGAUCAUCAAGUACAAGGUGUCAUGUCUACAGAUCAUCAAGUACAAGGUGUCAUACCUACAGAUCAAGUACAAGGUGUUAUGUCUACAGGUCAUCAAGUACAAGGUGUCAUGUCUGCAAGUCAUCAAGUACAAGGUGUCAUGCCUACAGAUCAUCAAGUACAAGGUGUCAAGUCUACAGGGCAUCAAGUACAAGGUCAUCAAGUACAAGGUGUCAUGCCUACAGAUCAUCAAGUACAAGGUGUCAAGUCUACAGGUCAUCAAGUACAAGGUGUCAAGUCUACAGGACAUCAAGUACAAGGUGUCAUGUCUACAGGUCAUCGAGUACAAGGUGUCAAGUCUACAGGUCAUCAAGUACAAGGUGUCAUGUCUACAGGUCCUCGAGUACAAGGUGUCAAGUCUACAGGGCAUCAAGUACAAGGUGUCAAGUCUACAGGUCACCAAGUACAAGGUGUCAAGUCUACAGGGCAUCAAGUACAAGGUCAUCAAGUACAAGGUGUCAUGUCUACAGGUCAUCGAGUACAAGGUGUCAAGUCUACAGGUCAUCAAGUACAAGGUGUCAUGUCUACAGGUCAUCGAGUACAAGGUGUCAAGUCUACAGGUCAUCAAGUACAAGGUGUCAAGUCUACAGGACAUCAAGUACAAGGUGUCAUGUCUACAGGUCAUCGAGUACAAGGUGUCAAGUCUACAGGUCAUCAAGUACAAGGUGUCAUGUCUACAGGUCAUCGAGUACAAGGUGUCAAGUCUACAGGGCAUCAAGUACAAGGUGUCAAGUCUACAGGUCAUCAAGUACAAGGUGUCAAGUCUACAGGGCAUCAAGUACAAGGUGUCAUGUCUACAGGUCAUCGAGUACAAGGUGUCAAGUCUACAGGUCAUCGAGUACAAGGUGUCAUGUCUACAGGUCAUCGAGUACAAGGUGUCAAGUCUACAGGGCAUCAAGUACAAGGUGUCAAGUCUACAGGUCACCAAGUACAAGGUGUCAUGUCUACAGGGCAUCAAGUACAAGGUCAUCAAGUACAAGGUGUCAUGCCUACAGAUCAUCACGUACAAGGUGUCAUGUCUACAGGUCAUCGAGUACAAGGUGUCAAGUCUACAGGUCAUCGAGUACAAGGUGUCAAGUCUACAGGUCAUCGAGUACAAGGUGUCAUGUCUACAGGUCAUCAAGUACAAGGUGUCAUGUCAUCAAGUACAAGGUGUCAAGUCUACAGGUCAUCAAGUACAAGUUGUCAUGCCUACAGGGCAUCAAGUACAAGGUGUCAUGUCAACAGGUCAUCAAGUACAAGGUGUCAUGCCUACAGAUCAUCACGUACAAGGUGUCAUGUCUACAGAUCAUCAAGUACAAGGUGUCAUACCUACAGAUCAUCAAGUACAAGGUGUCAUGUCUACAGGUCAUCAAGUACACGGUGUCAUGUCUACAGGUCAUCAAGUACAAGGUGUCAUGUCUACAGGUCAUCAAGUACAAGGUGUCAUGCCUACAGAUCAUCAAGUACAAGGUGUCAUGUCUACAGGUCAUCAAGUACAAGGUGUCAUGCCUACAGAUCAUCAAGUACAAGGUGUCAUGUCUACAGGUCAUCAAGUACAAGGUGUCAUGCCUACAGGUCAUCAAGUACAAGGUGUCAUGUCUACAGGUCAUCAAGUACAAGGUGUCAUGUCUACAGGUCAUCAAGUACAAGGUGUCAUGCCUACAGGUCAUCAAGUACACGGUGUCAUGUCUACAGGUCAUCAAGUACAAGGUGUCAUGUCUACAGGUCAUCAAGUACAAGGUGUCAUGCCUACAGAUCAUCAAGUACAAGGUGUCAUGUCUACAGGUCAUCAAGUACAAGGUGUCAUGCCUACAGGUCAUCAAGUACAAGGUGUCAUGUCUACAGGUCAUCGAGUACAAGGUGUCAAGUCUACAGGGCAUCAAGUACAAGGUGUCAAGUCUACAGGUCACCAAGUACAAGGUGUCAUGUCUACAGGGCAUCAAGUACAAGGUGUCAAGUCUACAGGUCAUCAAGUACAAGGUGUCAAGUCUACAGGUCAUCAAGUACAAGGUGUCAAGACUACAGGUCAUCAAGUACAAGGUGUCAUGUCUACAGGUCAUCAAGUACAAGGUGUCAUGUCAACAGGUCAUCAAGUACAAGGUGUCAUGCCUACAGAUCAUCACGUACAAGGUGUCAUGUCUACAGAUCAUCAAGUACAAGGUGUCAUACCUACAGAUCAUCAAGUACAAGGUGUCAUGUCUACAGGUCAUCAAGUACACGGUGUCAUGUCAACAGGUCAUCAAGUACAAGGUGUCAUGCCUACAGAUCAUCAAGUACAAGGUGUCAUGUCUACAGAUCAUCAAGUACAAGGUGUCAUGUCUACAGGUCAUCAAGUACAAGGUGUCAUGUCUGCAAGUCAUCAAGUACAAGGUGUCAUGCCUACAGGUCAUCAAGUACAAAGUGUCAUGCCUACAGAUCAUCAAGUACAAGGUGUCAUGUCUACAGGUCAUCAAGUACAAGGUGUCAUGUCUACAGAUCAUCAAGUACAAGGUGUCAUGCCUACAGAUCAUCAAGUACAAGGUGUCAUGCCUACAGAUCAUCAAGUACAAGGUGUCAUGCCUACAGGUCAGCAGACACCAAGUAUCAAGAUUACAGUUAAACAGUCACCAUGUAUCAACCUUUCACAUCAGCAGACACCUAGUAUCAAGCCAACAGGUCAGCAGACACUAGGUAUCAAUCCAACAUGUCAGCAGACACUAAGUAUCAAGUCCAAAGUUCAACAAUCAUCAUUUAUCAAGUCUUCAAGUCAGCAGACUCCAAGUAUCAAACCUUCAGAACAGCAGACACCAAGUAUCAAGCCAACAAGUCAGCAGACACUAGGUAUCAAGCCAACAGGUCAGCAGACACAAAAUAUCAACUCCACAGUUCAACAAUCAACAAAUAUCACGUCUACAUUUUUACAAUCGACACGUAUCAAGUUUUCAAAUCAGCAAACUCCAAGUAUCAAACCUUCAGAACAGCAGACACCAAGUAUAAAGUCUUCAGGUCAGCAGACACCAGACAUCAAGCAGAAUAUAUCUGUUGCCGCAGGUACAGAACAAAAAUCAUCAUCAUUAUCUGCUAAUUUCCGAAAGUUACCGAGUACGAUUAUGUUGCCUGAAUGCCCCAAAUCUUUUAAGGAAAGUUCUACUCACAAAGUGAGUUCAGAUUCUCUUAAAAAUGUAAUUUCAGAUGCAUAUAUAAAUACUUCACCACUUUCAUGUAAAAAGGCACUUUCAGUAACGCAGCUGAAUCUACUAAAAAAGUUUGCCAAUAAGAAGAUAAUAUAUCCCUCUAAUCAAAUGGUAACGGUUUGUUAUCAAAAACUAUUGCCAUUUAAUGCUCCAGGCAAGUACGUAUCAAGUAAAACUCAUGAAGCAUCAGCAAAGAAGGCACCAGCAUCUAAUAUAAUGUCUCCUCAGUCAUUAUCAGUAAGAAAGAUAGUUUAUAAGAAGAAUAUUUUGAGAAGGCAGCAUAAAAUUUAUGUUAAAAGACAUUCCAACUUGUCAGCUACAAAUAUUAAAACAGUACAGACAAAUUCAACAAAAAAUAUUCCCCUUAGUGAAAUCAAUAUUGAGCUAGGGAGAUCAGUAGAUAUUGAUCUCCCUAGCCAAUCAGACACUCAUUUGAUCAGUAUUGAUAAUGAUGAGAAUCACAAAGAUACAGAUGUGAUGGUUUCAUCCAGUUUAGACACUGUAAUUGUACCCCUCCAGGAAACACCAGAGCACGAGUGUCUUCAACCUUGCCACAAGUCUAGAAAAAGUGAUCAACAAGCAGCAGGGGAGUUAACUCCAAUAAUGAAACGUAUGAAAAAUAACUCUGAGUGUGAUAACGUGACUAGAUUAAUUUUAACUCCUUCGCAUCCCAUCCCAGACUCAACAGUUCCUGACUCUUCAUUAGGCAGAGGUCAGAAGCAUUUAAGAUCUCCAACACCACCGACUUCAGUAAAAAAAAUAUGCACAGAAGUUGAUAAGAUUAGUGAUAAUUUUGGACAAAUUGAAGACGUUAAAAAACGUAAGAGAAAUUCACUAGUUGUUAAAUGUCUGGAAGCAGUUAGUAAAGUAUCCAGUGUUUUGGGUAGUCUUGGCCCUAUUGUAGAAAGUUUACUAAUAAAGUCAACAGUUAGAAUGGCAGGAGGUCAAAAUUCUAUUGAACUUUUCCUGGAAACUGAGAACAUCAUGACACUGGAACUAGUGAAUCAAACAGUUUAUACAGAAUAUUCAAGUAACUUACUUGAAUCAGAACUCAAGGCCAGUAUUGAAAACGCAUGGAAAAUGACAAAUAUGCUUUUGGAAGAAGUGAAUGAGAUGAAAUCAACAGAAAAAUACAUGGGACUUGAUAUAGAUUCUAUUGCUAGAGCUACUGUUGGCAAAGAUUCCAACGACGUGGUAAUUUUUGUUAAACAGAUGCUAAAUUAUCAGGGAAAAAAAGAAGCUAAAGCAACAGAUAUUCACAGUAUAUUUAUGGCUGUUGCAAAAAAACAUUGUGAACUGGCAGUUAUAAUUAUGAAAGAAAGUAUUUCCCCAAAUUCUGGACUUGCAUCAAUGAAUAGUCCACUAAUUUGAUUUUCAAGAGAAUCAGAAGAGAAAGCUUUAUUUAUGUCCCACCAAAUUCAAUCCAUUCCAGGCUCUUGUGAGUCCCCUAUAAGCCGAUCCGGGAGCAGAGGUCAAAACAAAGCCCUUCUAAAGUGGCGCAAGGAGCAAGGGUGACCACCCUAACUAAGAAAAGGCCACUAGGAGUGUGAAUGAAUCAAAACAAAUAACAGCAAGGUAGGCAGUGCAUAGAAAAUGGGACAUUGAUGCUCCAAGAUUUAGAAACACUUGAUGUAAAGCAAUAGUCACAUUAGUAUCAUUUGCACACCACUAGGGUACUGUGCAUCUUGCUCCUCAAUCCAAAAAAUUAAUCCUCGGUCAUAUUGCCUUUUGUUUACAUUAAUCACAUUUGCCUUUGUAAUCACAUUUGCCUUUGUAAUCACAUUUGCCUUUGUACUCUUCCUGCCCCUGUGCCCCUUCAGGUCCUCAUUUUUCAGAUAAGUGCUGGCCAUCCUGGGUGCUGUUUUUGUCCUGUCAGGGAAAUUUACUUGUGUGUUUGUUGUUUGUUUUAGUAUAGUAUUUGCUUCACAAUGAAUGCAUAUUUAUGCCUCACUACUUGGACUCUGAUUAACUGCUCAGUGGGCACCAUUAGUUGAAAGCAACUGACGUUACAUAGUAAACUGUAUGUAAUGUCAGUUGCUUUCAAUCAAUGGUGCCCACUGGGGAAGGUUUGCCUCGAACUACAUGUACUAGAUGAGGCUGCAGGUACAGCCACAUUUACCCCCUAGGCUGCUUUUAGUACUGCAUUUGUUAUAAUUUUUAAGUGGCACCUGCAUCCAGUGUUCCUGCUUGGUCUAUCUUUCAGGAUAAAGCAAGCCCUUUGCAGUUUUUGAAGGGUUUAAUUUGGACAUGCCCUCUGAUUCUGCCCUUACAAUUUAUAGGAUGUGACAGUUUUUAUCGUUUUUGAUGGCCAAUCUGUCUGUCUGUAUCAUGCCGCUCAGUGGGUUUCUGUUUUGGUUGAGCCUCCUCCUAGGGACUGGGCUUAUCAGGCAGCUGCUGCUUUAUGGGCCAGAUUUAUUUGUAUACAUGGGUUGCAUCUUCACGUUGAUAUGGUUGCCUCAGGAUUGGCCCCUUUGUCUUUUCAAGAAGCUUUCUUGGAGCAGUUGCUGUUUUCUACUUGCUCCAAGUUUGUACCUCCAUUUCCUUCUCCAGGUUCGGCCAGUGUUGUUCGUUGGGCCUGGGUGCCUCCCCCUUUGAUCCUUGUUCUGAAAUGUCUUAGGGUUUAGUCUGGAGGUGGUGAUACUUAGGCUUCAGGUGGAGUCAGAUUCCCAGGCCAUUGCACUUGCUUCACCUUUCUCACCUUCUUGUUGGUGUCACUCAUGGGUCAAAGAGAGGUACAUCAACUAGGGACUCUUCAUGCCGGCCCUUGCAGUUUACCCAAUGAGAACGCUGUAUGGAUGGACAUCUACCAUUUUGCCAGCUCUUCGUUCCAUGAAGUGUAGGCCUUCCAAAGAGUGUCCUAAGGCCUACAGUGGAGAGGGUUGUCAUCCCCUCAUUUGAUGUUUGGGUCUGGGGCCAGCAGUGUACUCCACAGCUCCUCUUGGUCAUCAUGGAGUGGUUGGAUGCUGGAAUGGUCAAGUUAACUGUCACUCUACAAAGGGUGUCUCAGUUGUUUCCGGUUCCCCAAGUGGGGCUCAUUGGACUUAUGGUACUUUCUCGACCUAUAGAGUGUGAAUCACUUCAUGCCCUGUCCAACUUUCUGUAUUAGGUGAUCAGUGCUGGUUGGUUCAGCCAGUGGUCUAUUGUUUAUUAUGUCUGUUCUGCCUGGAGUUGCAGGCACAUUCCUGGAUAGUGAAUGUUGGAACUUGCCAAUAUGUGUCCUGUAGUGAACUUGGACCUACAGGUCACCUAUUGGCAUAUUCCUAUUCAUCACUGGUUCAGGGACUGGUAGGGUUUUGUGGUUAGGCAUUAGGCUUACAGCUUCUGGAUUCUCCUGUUUGACCUGAAUCUGGCACCCUAGAUAUUUACCUGGUUUGUCACCUUCAAGUCUUAGGGGUUUGCAUCUUAUCCUACCUCGACGACUGGCUAGUUUGGGCUGCCAGCUACUCCGCAUUUGGUUCCAUUACUGGUUUGAACCUGGUUGGGCCAGGUCUAGGAUUCUCAAUUGGUUUUCCUCUUCCAUCUGCAUCCCUGCUCUGCUUGGAUGCUCAUCUCUGGAUGGUGGCAAAAAGUUCCCACAUCUCUUGUUUGCAUGAGCAGCUGAGCAGGAGUGUGAGCUUUAGUGGCAUGGUUUAUCCUGCACACAGGAUUUGGCUCUGGAUGUUGUAUUGUUUUCUUUGGUUUAGUCCUUUUCACUGCCACCGAAGCCAUUGGGUGUGAGCUCCAUGGGCCCUUUGACGGCUUCUGUUCACCUGUUACCUCUUCAGGCAUUUCAGUGGUGAAUCCAUCUACCUGCAUUCGACCUUUACAUGGAGAACUCUGCCCUGAAUUAGAAGUUUGUGACCAGCACUCACUUGGCCACACAGGAUUGUUAUGUGGGCUCAUUGAAUAGACCACGCUGCAUGAGUUCAUGGCAGUCUGGCAUGCCCUGUGGUUGCUUCAUCUCCCAGUGCCCUCUGUGGUUUAGUUCCACUAUAACUGCUUCCUGGAGGUUCAUUGUCUGAAUCAUGGGGUUGUUUUAGUCUCUUUCCCUUGUGGGGCUGGACGCUAUGGAAGCUCAUAUUCUGGAUGCUUGGGGUUUGGGGGUUUGGUUUUCUGUGUGAUUCAUGUUCGAAGGUGUGUCCAAUAUUUUAUCAAAAAUUUUGAAUUUCCGCCAUAUUGCCAUGGAAUGGACCAUUGAGUACAUAUCCUUCAGUUGGCUUUGUGAGACUUUGGCUAUCCCAAUGUGGACUGCUUUGUAUUUCAGAGUGACACCAAUGGCUUCCAGUUUAUAUGGCCCCACAUGCCAAUCACGAGGCUCUCUCACAAUGGGGCCUCCCCCCUUUGUGGGGAUGGGUCCUCCCCCCACAAUGGGGUCAGCGCAAACAAGAGGCACGUCGGGUUGAUGAUAUUUUGCUUGUUAACUUGUUUUUCUUAGGGGAAGUUCAUGGGCUCUGGUCAGUCGUGGGUUGCACUUUUCUACCAGUUGGGGUCUGUUUGGGGCACCUACCUUUCUGGGUGCCUAACCCCAGUCGAUGGCAGACAUGAAUAUACUGUACUCUAAAAAAGUGGAGUUUUCAUAGGCCAUUGCUCCCUUCGCCUCUCUGAGGGAACCAGGUUCUGGCUUGUGGUUCCCGGUAGGCAUAGAACUCCAUAAACUCCAUAUGACUGAAGCCCCAGACUAAUAUAGCUAAUAUCUGAUAGCUUCAGAGAGCCUCCAGGGCUCACCCAGAAAAUGGCGUUUCAUUACAUUCAACGCUGGUUUUUAGGGUGAGCCCCUAAAACCCUCACUCCCUCAGGGAGUCAGGUUCUUACAUCAUUCAUCAAACUGAUGGCAGAGCAACCUGUGAGCCGUGAACUGCUCCCCUCCUCCCCACAAAUGAGGAGAAGGGCGGGGCAAACAAGUGGGCGCUGGGUUAUAUUUUUUUCAGUCUUUUGUUUACAUAGUUUAGGGAGAUCUAUGGCUGUUUUCGAUUCUGUAGGUAUCAGAAGCAGCCAGCUGUGGUUUGUUUUGUCUCGCUGACUUUCUGGAUGUUUCCCUUGGUGGUGGAAUAAAUUAAUAACUUAAUAUAUAAAUUUCACAGCUCCCUACCCCUCUGUUAGGGGACCAGGUUCUGGCUCUGGCCCCCAGUAGGGCAGAGAACUCCAUGACUGAUGGCACCUAGUAGAUAAUACACGCAUCGGAGAUGCGACAUUUCAUUACAUUCAAUGCUGGAUUUUGGUUUUCUUCAACCAAGGUGUGCCUUGUGUUAUGUUCAUUGGCUGUAUCACAGCUUCCUUUGUGCCAUUGGUUCUGCCUUGGUGGGCUUUGUGUGGGGUUUCCUGUCACCUGGGUUCCCGGUUCUGUUGUUCAUUUUCUCUAGUUAUCUGCAGUGUCUUUCUGUCUUGCCAGUCUUGAUGUCUUCUCUCACACCCUCAAUGUUCGUCCUUUGCUGCUUAUCAGUUGGCUUUGUGAACAUCUAUACUCCUCUUCAAGUGCAAGGAUUUUGGGACUCUCACAGGGUUCUGAUGAUCUGGUCUCUUGUUCCUGUGCCCAGGCCCUGGCACCCUUGUGUGGCCUUGGGGUUUGUGCCUCACGGGUUCUGCAGGUUGUUCUGUAUGGCCAGCCUUUGGUCUGACAUUGUGUCUCUGUUGUUUACAACUGCCCCUUUCGCUGUGUUGUGCUACUUUUUGGGUGUGAGAGGCUUUAGGGGUCAGCCUGUAAUCUGGCAGCUCAGGGGGUCCUCUUCUUGUUCUAGAUUCCUGGCAACUUUGUGUCUCCUCUUUGUAUUGAUUCCUGCUGUGCUCCCUCCCUGGUUGGUACCUGUUUGAUAUUUCUCUAUUUGAUUGAUAGCUUCAGGGAGCCAUGAGGGGGCUCCUCCCAGAAAACCAGCUGUGAAUGUUCAGUAAUGAAAUGCCAAUUUCUGGGUGAGCCCUGUUGGCUCCCUGACACCCUCCCAUUCCCAGGGUGUCAGGGUAUUUAUAUCUUUAUAGAACUUAGGGUGGAGCAGUCAGCUGGUCACUCUUCCCCCCAGAUGAGAGGAACAUGGGGUGAAUGAGCUAGCAUUAAUUUUAUGAAUUCCCAAUUGUUUACAUUGGUGGAGGAGUUCUUCUGGUGGUACUUGAGGCUGCAGUCGAGCAUAUAACCAGCAGUGGUCUGUUUUGUUUUGUUUUGUUUUGUUUUGUUUUGACUUUCUGGGUGCUUCUCUGUUGGAUGCAGACAUGAAUAAAUACAUAGUAAUUGUACCAUAAAUGUCACUGUUCCCUGUGGCUCUUUAG
Molecule: messenger RNA, 10134 nt
Organism: Procambarus clarkii (red swamp crayfish)
Lineage: Eukaryota; Metazoa; Arthropoda; Malacostraca; Decapoda; Cambaridae
Source: RefSeq, a predicted model, not a curated record